AUGGUGCAAGCGGUGCUUGGAGCGAUGGGCGCUGCUGAGUCCGAGCCGGUCGCUGGCCCGCACGAGCGCAACGUGCACGCCGUGGAUGGCACCGUCCUUCCCAGCAAACUCUUCACCGUUGAGGAUGCAUCGCAGGGUUACACGGAUGUCAAUCACAUCAUGACAUCAUGGAAUCACCACGGCAUCAUCAGACGACUCGAGGGCCUUGGGUCCACAUCUCGGCCUACGGUGUUCACUUUCCUCCAUGGGCUGGGUGAGAGGAUGAGCGACUACGAUGAAACAGCGAAGUCUACGAAUAUGCAGAAGGUGCUACAGGCGAUGCCAGACAACAGCGCAAGGCCCCGGAUCGUCCUCUUUGAUGCUCGAGGUCAUGGCACAAGCACUGGUUGGGAAAGAGGAGGGCCAGAUCAAUUUCAUUGGCGCUGCUUGGGUGCGGACAUGCUUCAUGUCGCCGCAGCACACUCUGAACAGCCGUGGGAUCCAAGCUACAUUUUCGGAGGAUGCAGUAUGGGUGCAGCAGCUGCUGUUUGGGCAGCUCUCCUUUCUCCCAGAAAAGUUCGUGGACUGGUUCUAUACCUUGUUCCUACUAUGUGGGCCGGAAGACAGGCCAGGCGAGGUGUGCUGGAAGCAAAGGCGGCCUCGGUUCGCGAGACCGAUCCCAUCCAGUACGAUGUCAUGCUCGGUGCCGCCAGAGCUGACUUCCCCCCUCGGGACGAAAUGCAAAGACUCGCUGAGACCGGGGUCCCUGUACUAGUGGUGAAUGCGCGUGACGAUCCGAUCCACCCUAUGAGCUCUGCUGAAGCCGUGAAGGAGAUCUUUGGCCACAGCGCGACACUCGUUGUCGUCGACAAGGUCCAGGAUGCUCCCAGCAAAUUCACGGAGGAGCUUGUGAAGUGGCUCGCGGCUUUGCCGGGCUGA
Molecule: messenger RNA, 918 nt
Organism: Symbiodinium necroappetens
Lineage: Eukaryota; Dinophyceae; Suessiales; Symbiodiniaceae
Source: the annotation of a GenBank genome assembly